Beta vulgaris subsp. vulgaris (sugar beet) is the source of this 1646-nucleotide messenger RNA. RefSeq lists its product as uncharacterized. The record is from RefSeq and is a predicted model, not a curated record. Lineage: Eukaryota; Viridiplantae; Streptophyta; Magnoliopsida; Caryophyllales; Amaranthaceae. Gene Ontology annotation, molecular function: catalytic activity. The transcript has 2 exons. The annotation marks the transcript as partial.
CAGUACUAUCGUAUUGAGGCAUCUACAUGGCACGACUCGCCUCCACUAGUUAACGCACUGAAAGCUGCUGCUGAAGAUAAUGCUGCAACUUUUAUCUUUCCCGGACACAACAGAGGUCAAUCAGCUCCAUUGUCAAUGCUUCAAAUCAUCGGUACAAGACCUUUCCUGCAUGACUUACCUGAAAUAGACAACCUUCCUAACCCAGAAGGUCCUAUUUUGGAAGCGCAAAAUCAAGCAGCAGAAGUUUUUGGGGCAUCAAAAACAUGGUUUCUUGUUGGAGGUACAACUUGUGGAAUUCAAGCAGCUAUCAUGGGUGUAUGUAGUCCGGGAGACACCUUAAUUCUCCCUCGUAAUUCGCACAAAUCAGCAACUUCUGCAAUGGUCUUAACUGGUCUAGUUCCCAAGUACAUAUUUCCUAACUAUGAUUUUGAUUGGGAUAUACCUACUACAGUCUCUCCAGCUGAGGUGAAAAGGGCCAUUGAGGAAUUGGAAUCAGAAGGCCUAAAACCCGGUGCUGUUUUUAUUACUUCCCCUACUUAUCAAGGAGUAUGCAACAACAUAAAAGAGAUCUCUGCACUAUGUCACCUGCAUAACAUACCUCUUAUUGUGGACGAGGCUCAUGGUGCUCACUUUGGUUUCCACCCAUCUCUUCCAUCAUCGGCCCUUCAACAAGGGGCCGAUGUGGUCAUACAAUCCACUCACAAAGUGCUUUUCUCUCUUACUCAAUCAUCCAUGUUGCAUGUUUCUGAUAAUAGCUUCAUAGAUAAAGAUAAAAUCAGUAAAUGCCUUGAAAGCCUUCAAACAACUAGUCCAAGUUCCCUACUUUUAGCUUCACUAGAUGCAACUACAAGUAAACUAAAGGAAAACCCAACAAGUAUUUUUGACAACACUAUAAAAUUAGCAAAAGAAGCUAAAAAUACAAUCCAACAAAUUCCAGGACUCUCAGUUUUUGAAUCUACUUGCAUUGACCCCUUAAGAGUUACUAUCGGAUUUAAUGAUCUCGGGCUUUCUGGAUAUGAAGUAGAUGACUUCAUAUAUAGAGAUCAAAAGGUGAUCUCUGAACUCCCUGGAUCGUGCUUUAUCACAUUUCCAUUCACUCCACAAACAGGUAGAGAACACAUUGAUAGGCUAAUCUUGGCGUUUAGGCAUCUAUCGUCAUCGUUCACCCGACAUCAAGUGAAGAAGGAAUUAAAGACUGGUGUAGAUUUGGAACCAUGGAAUGUUGUAAACUGCAUGAAACUAUCUCCUAGAGAGGCUUUUUUCAUAAGGAAAAGAAGAGUUGAUAUAAAAGAUGUUGUUGGAAAAAUAUGUGGUGAGUUGAUAUGCCCAUUCCCACCUGGAAUUCCCAUUAUGACUCCUGGGGAAGUGAUAUCAGAUAGAGUGAUGCAUAUUUUGUUGCAAUCUAAAGCUAAUGGUGCAAAGAUAAUUGGAGCUUCUGAUCCUCUUCUGUCUUCGUUGCUUAUAUGUGAUAUUUAACCAAGAUGUAUUCAUGAUCUACUGUAAAUGCUAUUUGAUCAAUUUAAUUAUGUAAAUCUAGCUUUCCACGAGAAAAUCAUGGCAUAUAUACUAUGUAGCCUAGAGAGGAGAAGAUCUACACCAAUUGCUUGUAAGUUGUACUGGUAUCUAUCAAAUUAUGACAAACUGAA